UGCACUGCUGAUGCUGAUAGGGGUUGUGGUUCACGGGGGGGUUAGGAGAGAUAAUUCGUUUGCAAGAAAGAGAGAUUCAGCCCUCACAGUCCACUCGCUGCAGGAAGAUUAGUGAGAGAGCGAAGGAGCCACUCCCCCCUACCCGUCAGAACGGAGCCAGAUUACCAUCACCACCACUACUCACAGCUGUGAUUAGAGAGCCAGGCUCCAGAAUCGCAGAGACCAGCUGCAAACACCAUCAUCUUCCAAUUCAGUCAUAUACUGUACACUGGCUUUGUUGCUGGAGCACGCCAGAGCGAAAACACAACAGGCAUAGAAGUGAGUAACAGUAAGAAGAAAUCAAACAGCAUCCAAACUUGUCUGUCAAUUGCCUGCCUGAGAAAGUCCUGAGUAACGGGUCAACAGCAGAAUUCGGAAGGAAACCUGGGAUGGCUUUGGAAAGCAGAGCACACCCAUCUAAUUAGUUCUGCUGUUCAUGGAAGGGAAAAAUUGUGGUUCAGCACUAAUGUGAUCUUUCACCCAAUAGUGGAUUAAGGAAUCUGAAUGGCAGCAAUGAACAUACAGAGGACUUGUGAGGCAGUACGAAGAGACAUUGCUCUCAUCUGCAAGCUUUGAUUACCUUUUUUUUGUGUACAUAUCAAUUGUCACCUUGGCAACAGCUCUCUCACAGACAUACCUCUCAAGAGCAGAAGGCACACGCAAAGCAUGCUAUGAAAUUUCUGAAGCUUCGAACUGGCCUCCAGUUAAGGAAAAGAGAGACUUUUGAGAGGAUCUGGAUUGUGCCUCACCGUCUUAAGAUAAUAAUAAAUCAAACAGCCAGUUCAAUGAAUUAAUCCAAAAUCCUAUCCCACAGAAAUCAAACUGCUUACUGCAUUUCUCAGAGGCUCAAGAAGCUAAUGAGUGGGCUGUUCGCUGGCAUGAAGAGAUUAAUUCCAUUCGGCAUAUUCCAAAGAAUGAUAGCGUUUUUUAAUUGUCACAAGAUCUGAGCCAAAAGGAGAUUUAGCAGAACCUUCAGCCACAUUUACAAAGGGGAAAGAGAAAAGUAAAAGAGGAAGUUGAAUGUCUGGCUAAAAAAGAAAUUGCUAUCCAGCAACUGGUCUCAGUUGGGAUCUUUAACUCCUACAUGCUUCUGUUUAAUGGAACUGCUGAAGUCUUGUCUAAUAGUCACCAAUUAAAACCACAAAGCUGCAAUGAAUUAGACAGGUACAGAAAGUGUAAUUGGGUUUUGGAACUCCUCCUCUUUUGACAUUUGCUCUGCUUGCUGAAGUUACUUAACAGCAGAGAGGACUUCUCGUCACUAUAAGAGGCCACAAUCAAGGGCAACAAUGAAGUGCUCACUUCGCGUAUGCAUCCUUUUCCUUGGACUGCUCAUUGUCUUUCUGACGUCAGUGUUUUUCACUUACACACUGACGGGUGUGACAAACGUGGCCUACCUAGAGAGCCAAUCUAUGGAGGAUGUUCCCCGGGUCAAGCUAGUACCUAGCUACUUGGGUAUUCAGAAGUUAACUAAGGACCUUGCGGGCCAGAGAACAUGUGCUUGUAAUCGUUGUGUGGGUGAUCCUGGUGUGUCACAGUGGUUCGAUGAGAAGUUUGAUCAGGACAUUCUGCCGCUUUGGACAAAAGCUAAUAUGAUUCUGGAGCCCAAUGUGUACAACUGGUGGGUGAUGCUUCAGCCCCAGUUCAAGCCACAAGGCCUGAAGGAUAUUUUGACCAAACUCUUCCUCAUUGUGCCUGGAGAAAACCCUUAUGGCUCGUGGAACCAUUCUCGAUGUCGGCGUUGUGCAGUAGUGGGUAAUUCUGGAAACUUGCAUCAAUCUCGUUAUGGACAAGACAUCAACGCGCACGAUUUCAUCAUGAGAAUGAACCAAGCUCCAACUGUUGGCUUUGAAGCAGACGUGGGUAGCCGUACAACUCAUCACUUCAUGUACCCAGAAAGUGCAAAAAAUCUCCCAGCAAAUGUCAGCUUUGUUCUGGUUCCCUUCAAGACGUUGGAUCUCCUUUGGAUUACCAGCGCUUUGUCAACAGGUGACAUCAGAUUCACCUAUGCGCCUGUCAAACAAUUUCUGCGGGUGGAUAAAGACAAGGUGCAAAUCUACAACCCAGCAUUCUUCAAGUAUAUCCAUGACAAGUGGACAGAACAUCACGGGAGAUAUCCGUCCACUGGAAUGCUGGUCCUGUUUUUUGCUCUCCAUAUCUGUGAUGAGGUCAACGUGUACGGAUUUGGUGCUGAUAGCAGAGGGAACUGGCAUCACUACUGGGAGAACAACCGGUAUGCUGGAGAAUUCCGGAAAACUGGAGUUCACGAUGCAGACUUUGAAGCAAAAAUAAUAAACUCAUUGGCUGAAGUUGGAAAAAUCAAAGUUUUCCGAGGAAACUGAAAGGAAACCGAUAAUUAUGCAAUUGAUCUUCUAAGAAGAGGGCAUGGACCACAAUGUUCACCAAAUGGAUAUGAGACAGAUUACCCUGUAAUUAUAUAUAUUGAACAUAGUUUUCUUUAAUCGUGUUUGAAAAUUCAGGCAGAACUCUGAACCAAGGAAAACAGAGCAGCUGCUAAUUUAUUAAUACCUUCAAAGGUUUGCCAUCAGAAAUGGCAUUAUUUUAUGGAUCAAUUUUAAGAUAACUGUCCGAUAACCUGGUGGACACAAGAUAACUCAAUGUGCAAUUUAUUAUCAGAUAAUCUAGGAGUUACUAAGAAAAAUUUUCAUGUUUGAGUUGUAAGAUCAAGUCAGGCUGAGACCAACUAGAAUAUGAGCCAAAGGCGGAGAGAGGUUGGGGGGAGGGGUGGGGGGAAUGUCCAUCUUUUUGGAUAAUGUUUUGUGUUAUUGACUGAAUCGUAGUGCACUUUCAUUGGGCAGUUGCUGAUUUGCCACUUCCUCAAGUGGCAAAUUGGUAACAUUCAGACUGAAGGAGCUUUGACAUCUGCAUCACAGGAGACAAAGCCACUCAAGCCUUUCAGACAUGCUACAGUUUUGAGAGUGCAGCCAGCGGUAAAAAAGUCAUUCACCUGUUGGCAGCACUUCAGGUGAAGCCAUCAUCCCACAGCAACAAAAGAUCUGCAUUUUCAUGAUCCUCGCAAGUCACAUUUGAAUCUGUAUUAGAGAAAGACAUGCACACUGGCAGGGUUCUAGUGGCCUUGUAGUUAGUGGGUUACAUGUCUCUGGCUUUCAAUGUGAAUAGUGGGUGUGUGUGAGACCAACAGGGAACGCUGGUGCACAGAAAGGAUAGGAAUUCAUUUUAAAUUUGCUUCGUCCAAAUACCUAAGCCAAUCUGAUGUCAUCUUGAUUGUUUCCCCGUAGCCUUUAAACAUAAACAGUUACAUUUUCCUCACUGUGGUGCCUGCAGCUCGACAUCAUAGGUUUGCACUAAGGGUCUGUUCAAGAGCUUGGAUUGCUGUCUCUGGAGGAUUCAUAGCAUAUUCCCCAAGCCCCACCAUCACUAUGAAUCUUAUGCCAAGAAUGGGGAAGGGAGGCAGGAGUGUAAGCAAGGAUCUCAAGUACUUCUGGCUGCUACAAGCUACCAAGGGCUGGAAAUUCAGUGGAUGCCUGAAGAAGCAGUUUACGGAAUACCUAGAAGGUCCUGUUGGUCAUGUUGUUAACUCCUCCAAUUCUCUGCCCGGAGUGCAAUGCCUUGUACCAAUGUCUGCAGUUGCACUGGAACUAAAUGAGGUUUAAAGGCUAAGUAUGCCUCCCAUCUCAGCAUUGUGGCAACACCAGGUUGUCCCCACACUGGGCUUAAACUCUGCAUCCGGAGAAUCCCCAGGCAACUCAAACAGGGAAAAAACAGAAAGCAUUGAGUCUUCUCCCUUAUUCUUCCCAGCAGCACCUGGUGUAACUGCAGCACCACAGUGAGGACUGGAGGGGCCAUAGGUUCUGUAUGUAUUGCUGGAAACAGCAUUGGCCCGAGGCCAGAAUAGGCAGCUACAGUUUCUUGUCUGUCCCUGAUAUAAACUUGGCAAGAACCACAGCACCACCAUCAAGGCACAGUUAACAGUAUUAUAUGACAUUUGUUUAUUAGAAGUUCUACAUAUUAAAGAAAUUGUUAGGAAUUACAUUGAGGUUUUUAUAUUUGUUGUCCACAUUCCUUUCCCAUUAAAAAAAAUAAAAAGGAAUCCAUUCCUCCUCAAAUCGCAUUUUGAGGGAGGAAGUGGCACUCAAAAUUGAA
Pristis pectinata (smalltooth sawfish) is the source of this 4161-nucleotide messenger RNA. RefSeq names its product ST3 beta-galactoside alpha-2,3-sialyltransferase 2 (gene st3gal2). The transcript is spliced from 8 exons. NCBI's taxonomy places the organism in Eukaryota, Metazoa, Chordata, Chondrichthyes, Rhinopristiformes, Pristidae. The coding region runs from base 1326 to 2378 and encodes 350 amino acids. The record is from RefSeq and is a predicted model, not a curated record. Gene Ontology annotation, molecular function: beta-galactoside (CMP) alpha-2,3-sialyltransferase activity.